CCUGUAGUAUAUUAUUUACUCUAUGGUUGAAUCGAGUUAAUUUUUUCAUACAAAAUUAAGAAUUUCAUUUAUAUGAGCAUUGUUUGAGAGAUAUCGUAGAAAAGUGAGGUUUAUAAAUCUUUUUAGUAGUUGACUUAUUACCCAAGAGUAUGAGUUUGAGUGUAUAACAUUAAUAUGUAAAAUCUAAAUGCAGACGCGUCUUUCCGCCAUAGCCACUGGAGCUUUUAAUUUGGUGAUUAGUGAAACUAUUUCGUAAUAUGAAUGGAUAUUUUUAUUAAAGUGUGAAAAUGGCAAGUCCGUCACCGCAGAGCAGUCCAAUGCCGCCGCCGCAGGCGCCGAGCCCGAUGGGCCCGCCUACACAGAGUCCGGCUCCGCCGCAAUCGCCACACAGCCCGUAUAACCAACAACACGUCAACGGACCGCCGCCGUCGCAUCCUCCUGGCGCAGGUCAGCCCCCGAUGCCGAACCACAUGUCACCGUCGGGCCCUAUAUCGAAUAGCAACGGCCCACCGGGAGUACCGCAGCAGCACCCCGGCAUGCCACCAAGCGGUCAUCAGAUGCCCCCUCAUAUGGUGGGACCACACAUGUCAGGUCCUCCUGGACACCCAAUAGGGCCUGGUGGUUCACAUACACCAGGUCCCAAUGGCCAUCCCAAUAUGCCAAGUGGGCCACAACAUCCACCUAUGCCGGGACAAGGCCCACCUCAUGGCUACAUGCAGCAUCAGAUUUCACACAUGCCUCCAGGACAGGCUCCAAUGCCGAUGGGUGGUGGUCCUCCACCAGGCAAUGGUCCUCAGGGUCCUCCAGGAGGGCCAGGCGUCCCGAUCCCACCUGGUGGGCCGCCUCCACAUGGCGUACAUGCGCAGGGCAUGCCAUCAGCCGCUCCUGGCCACAUGCCGCCACACCACGCUAUGAUGCCAGGUCAGGGUCCACCACCGCACCCGCAAUCGCCGGGGUACGGCCACCCCUCUGGUGCGGCGGGUACUCCUGGCCCGCCAGGACCUCCGGGGAGUUCUGGCGCUCCGCAAGCAGCCACUCCACCUCAGGGCGGCGCCCCGCCACACCCACCAGCUGCACAGACUCCGCCGCAUGUUCAGGCACCGCCUCCUGCCACCUCAUCAGCUAACGGCGCUCCGCCCGCUUCGUCACCGAUGCAAGGUUCUAUGGCGGCGACCGGUCCUGAUAAUCUAAACGCUCUGCAGCGAGCUAUCGACUCUAUGGAAGAAAAAGGUCUUCAAGAAGACCCAAGAUACUCGCAGUUACUUGCGCUGCGAGCCCGGUCUAAUCCGCAAGAUCCAAACAAAGGACUCUUCUCCAAUAACCAGCUCUGUCAACUCAAAGCUCAAAUAACUGCGUACCGAAGUCUGGCGCGCAACCAGCCACUGACGCCGCAGGUGGCCGCCAUGGCAUCCGGUAAGCGCACCAGCGACACGCCGCCCGAGUGCCCCACGCCGCCGGCCGCGGGUGCGUACGGCGACGGACAGGCCGGCGCGGGCUCGGGCGCUCCACCCGCCGCGGGAGGCAAGCCGCCCGCCGGCGCCGCGCAGGGGGACGCGGCGCGCGGAGGAGGAGGCGCGCCGCCAACACCUUUACCCAUGACUGGACAGAUGGCGCCGCCGACACAGCUCACUCCACCUUUAGUUAAUCCACCGGUAGGCGGCGCCCCACCAUUACGCGGCCCUGCACCGCUGCGUCCACCUGGACCGGGUGCGCAACAAACCCAGCAGCCUGGUGUACAACUUCCUGGCGCAAAACAGAAUCGAGUAACUAGUAUGCCGAAACCCAUAGGCAUUGAUCCAUUGCAGAUUUUGAACGAGAGAGAAAAUAGGAUUGCAGCGCGCAUAGCUCAUCGCAUAGAGAUUCUGUCGAACUUGCCUGCCAACAUACCCGACGACCUCCGCUUGCAGGCGCAAAUCGAACUCCGAGCUCACCGCGUUUUGAACUUCCAGAAGCAAUUGCGUGCAGAGAUUCUUGGUCAAGUCCGUCGCGAUACUACCCUAGAGACGGCUGUGAGUAUCAAGGCAUACAAGCGCACCAAACGACAGGGUUUGAGAGAGGCUCGCGCGACAGAGAAGUUAGAGAAACAACAGAAACUUGAGGCGGAGAGGAAACGACGACAGAAACACCAAGAAUUCUUGCAGACUGUCUUACAACAUGCUAAGGACUUCAAGGAGUAUCACCGCAACAACAUAGCGAAGUUGUCUCGCAUGAACAAAGCUAUCAUGAACUAUCACGCGAACGCUGAGCGAGAGCAGAAGAAGGAACAGGAACGUAUUGAAAAGGAGCGUAUGAGACGUUUGAUGGCCGAGGACGAAGAGGGUUAUCGAAAACUUAUUGAUCAAAAGAAAGACAAGAGAUUGGCGUUCCUCCUGUCACAAACCGACGAGUAUAUCGCUAGUCUCACCGAGAUGGUCAAACAACAUAAACAGGAGCAGCGCAAGAAACAACAAGAGGAGGAAAGGAGGAAAAGGAAAUCGCGUAAAAAGAAGUUGUUGGAAGGCGGCGACAUUGAUGCGCUCGAUGACAGCUCGCAGACGUCAGACUCGCGCGUCAACGUCAUGGACCCAAAGACUGGAGAGAUACUGAAAGGCGAAGACGCACCAUUGCUAUCCCAGCUCAAAGAUUGGAUGGAAACUCAUCCUGGGUGGGAGGUGCUCUCGGACUCUGAGGAUUCUGGAGACGACAGUCAAGAUGAUGAUGAACACAAAAUGCGUAAAGAUAGACACAAAGACGAGAAGGAUAAAGAGAAAUCGGAGGAGGAGAAGGCGCGUGAGAUGAUCAAGAAGGCCAAGGUUGAGGAUGAUGAGUAUAAGACUGAAGAACAGACUUAUUACAGCAUUGCUCACACGGUCCACGAGUCUGUCACUGAACAAGCCAGUAUUUUGGUGAAUGGAAAACUUAAAGAAUAUCAAAUUAAGGGACUUGAAUGGCUGGUAUCUCUAUUCAAUAAUAACUUGAACGGUAUCCUGGCAGACGAGAUGGGUCUAGGCAAGACCAUCCAGACAAUUGCAUUGGUAACCUAUCUCAUGGAAAAGAAAAAAGUCAAUGGUCCAUUUCUAAUUAUUGUACCGCUCAGUACACUUUCUAACUGGGUACUAGAGUUCGAGAAGUGGGCGCCGACGGUGACCGUGGUGUCGUACAAAGGGUCGCCACAGUCGCGUCGCCUCGUGCAGACGCAGAUGCGAUCCACCAAGUUCAACGUACUGCUGACUACUUAUGAAUAUGUCAUCAAGGAUAAAGGCGUGCUCGCUAAAGUGCAGUGGAAGUACAUGAUCAUCGAUGAGGGUCACCGCAUGAAGAACCACCACUGCAAGCUGACGCAGGUGUUGAACACUCACUACAUUGCGCCGCACCGCCUGCUGCUGACGGGCACGCCGCUGCAGAACAAGCUGCCCGAGCUGUGGGCGCUGCUCAACUUCCUGCUGCCUUCCAUUUUCAAGAGCUGCUCAACCUUCGAACAGUGGUUCAAUGCACCUUUCGCCACUACGGGAGAGAAGGUAGAGCUAAAUGAAGAAGAAACUAUCCUGAUCAUCCGUCGUCUCCACAAAGUGCUGCGGCCCUUCCUUUUGCGGCGAUUGAAGAAAGAGGUAGAGAGCCAGCUGCCAGACAAGGUCGAGUACAUCAUCAAGUGCGACAUGAGCGGGCUGCAGAGAGUGCUCUAUAAACAUAUGCAGUCUAAAGGCGUUCUUCUUACGGACGGUUCUGAAAAGGGCAAUAAGGGCAAGGGUGGCGCGAAGGCGCUCAUGAACACGAUCGUGCAACUGCGCAAGCUGUGCAACCAUCCCUUCAUGUUCCAACACAUCGAGGAGAAGUUCUGUGAUCACAUCGGCACCGGCGGUGGGGUUGUUAUUGGUCCCGAUCUUUACCGUGUGUCGGGCAAAUUCGAGCUGCUCGACCGCAUCCUGCCGAAGCUGAAGCAGACGGGGCACAGAGUGCUCGUGUUCUGUCAGAUGACGCAGUGCAUGACUAUCAUCGAGGACUACCUUUCCUGGAGAGGUUUCCAAUACUUGAGAUUGGACGGUAUGACUAAGGCGGAGGACCGUGGCGAGCUUCUGAAGAAGUUCAACGAUGCGGACUCGGACUACUUCAUCUUCCUUUUGUCGACGCGCGCCGGAGGUCUCGGCCUCAACCUGCAGAGCGCUGACACAGUCAUCAUAUUCGACUCCGAUUGGAAUCCUCAUCAGGACUUGCAAGCGCAAGAUCGCGCUCACCGUAUCGGCCAGCGCAACGAGGUGCGCGUGCUCCGGCUCAUGACCGUCAACUCCGUCGAGGAGAGGAUCCUAGCCGCCGCCAGAUACAAACUGAACAUGGACGAAAAAGUGAUCCAGGCCGGUAUGUUCGAUCAAAAAUCCACGGGCUCCGAGCGGCAACAGUUCUUGCAAAGCAUUUUGCAUCAAGAUGGUGACGACGAAGAGGAAGAAAAUGAAGUCCCCGACGAUGAUCUCAUAAAUGAAAUGAUAGCGCGUUCGGAAGAGGAGCUCGAGAUAUUCAAACAAAUAGACGUGGAGCGCAAGAAAACGGAAACGCAGUCUCGGCUCAUAGACGAGUCGGAACUGCCCGACUGGCUUGUCAAAGAUGACGACGAAGUUGUAUGCAAUAAGGGUCAAGGUUGGAACUAUCUAGACGAAGACGAGACGCUGGGCCGCGGUUCGCGCCAACGUAAGGAGGUGGACUAUACGGACUCACUGACGGAGAAGGAAUGGCUGAAGGCCAUCGAUGAUGAGUUCGAGGAGGAGGAUGACGAUGACGACGAUGAUGAGGUGCUCGACAAGAAGCGCAAGAAAGGCCGCAAACGGCGUCGAAAUCAAGACGAUUCCGAAGAGGACGAGGCGCCAGCUACAUCGAAAAAGAAAAGUAAAACUGAAAUCAAUCAACUCAAAAAACGGUUGAAAAAUAUUAUGAAGAAAGUCAUUGAUUAUUCUGAUGAAAACGGGCGCGUGUUGUCAGAACCCUUCAUGAAACUACCGUCUCGUCGGGAACUACCUGAUUAUUAUGAUGUUAUUAAAAAACCAUUAGACAUAAAGAAAAUUAUGAGCAGAAUUGAAGAUGGCAAGUACAGCGAUAUAUCAGAUCUGGAACGAGACUUCUUUACAUUGUGUGCAAACGCUCAAAUUUACAAUGAGGAAGCGUCUUUAAUAUAUGAGGACUCAGUACGGCUGCGUAAUGUUUUUAUUGAUAUGCGUCGACGCUACGAAAGCGGCCAGAAUUCCGAUGAUUCCGAUGAUAAUGAUAAAGAUGAUGAUGAUACAGAUGGCGAGUCCAAUCGUUCAGUAAAGAUGAAGAUUAAACUGAAGGGGAAAGGGAAAAGCACACCAUCUCGAAAGCGUAAACAACGGAAAUACAUCUCAGACGACGAAGACUAUGAGGAGGAUUAGACUCAUUUUAAGAAAUGGGACAUUAUGUUCCAAGUAUAGGCUUAUUUAUAGGUGGAAUAUGAUGCAGGACGUAGUAUACAUGUUUUAAAAAAGUAAUUUUAAUGCUUCGACGUUAGCUAUUUGCCGGUGCGAAAAUUCGCAAUUUAAAAACUUUAUUAAAGGAUAACCAAUAUCGAUUUAUCAUGUCUGUAGUUCACUUUGUAUUAUCAUUUGACGUAUUAUCAAGAAAUAGGUUGAAGUAAAUAAUUAUUUUACAUUCAUUGUUUAUAUUGUCCAGUAUAGCCAAGCAUUUUGUAUAAGAUUUUUUCAUAAGCCUGUAUUGUGAUGAUAAAAAUUCUCACUAUCCACAUAGUUAUAAGUUAUACUUAUAGCAAAAUAUUUUCUUUAUAAUUUAAUGUAAUUUUAAGCAUUAAUAAAUAAAAUGUAAGA
Messenger RNA from Manduca sexta (tobacco hornworm), 5804 nucleotides. RefSeq names its product ATP-dependent helicase brm (gene brm). Gene Ontology annotation, molecular function: ATP binding; DNA binding; ATP-dependent chromatin remodeler activity. Gene Ontology annotation, biological process: positive regulation of transcription by RNA polymerase II. The coding region runs from base 288 to 5375 and encodes 1695 amino acids. The transcript is spliced from 28 exons. Gene Ontology annotation, cellular component: nucleus. The record is from RefSeq and is a predicted model, not a curated record. Lineage: Eukaryota; Metazoa; Arthropoda; Insecta; Lepidoptera; Sphingidae.